Molecule: messenger RNA, 1140 nt
Organism: Penicillium canescens
Lineage: Eukaryota; Fungi; Ascomycota; Eurotiomycetes; Eurotiales; Aspergillaceae
Exons: 2
Coding region: 1-1140 (379 amino acids)
Biological process (GO): carbohydrate transport; transmembrane transport
Cellular component (GO): membrane
Molecular function (GO): carbohydrate:proton symporter activity
Source: RefSeq, a predicted model, not a curated record
AUGCAAACCACGUCCUUCAGCAUCGCGCAGAUGAUUGUCGGUCGAUUCAUUGCCGGACUCGGAAAUGGUCUCAACACAACUACCAUCCCGGUUUGGCACUCAGAGAUGUCCAAGCCCCAGCAUCGUGGGUACCUCGCUGUUCUCCAACUCGCUCUCAACCAACUUGGAAAUGUGACGGCCCAGUGGCUCAAUUUUGGUCUCGGAUUCAUUGGUCACCGUGCAGUCUCUUGGAGAUUUCCCAUCGCCUUCCAAAUCUUCUACGCUCUUGUGACAAUGAUUAUGCUUCCCUGGCUGCCCGAUUCGCCACGUUGGCUCAUUCAAAAAGGCCGCUUGGAACAAGCCCGGGCGGUAACGGCUCGACUGCAUGCCCGAAGCAUCAACGAUCCUGAGACAGAGAUUUUGCAUGAAACAUCUGUUCGAAACGUCCUUCACGAACUAGAGGUCUCCAAAGCGCUCAGCUCAUGCAGCAAUGGGGGUAUCAACGCCAUCAACUACUAUUUGCCUGUUGUAUUUGCCUCUCUGCAAAUGUCCCGGCAAAUGUCACUGAUCCUGUCGGCGUGCAAUGCGAUCAACGUCAUGGUCUUUACGUGUGUCUGUAUCACUGUCAUAGAGACCUUAGGCCGGAAAAAGCUCAUGUUAUUGGGCGCAAUGGGCCAAGGAAUCUGUUUCACCAUGAUCACUGCGGGUCUGGCUGCUGGUGGGAGCAAAUGGGCAGCGGUCUCUAUUGCCUUCAUUUUCGCAUUUUAUACUAUAUUUGGUCUUUCGUGGAUUGCCAUUCCAUGGAUGUAUGCGGCUGAAGUGAACACACAACCAUGGCGGAAUCGCGGAGCUGGACUCGCGACCGCAACCAACUGGAUUUGCAAUUAUGCUGUUGUUCUGGUAACACCGAUCGGCAUCGCUAACAUUGCCUGGAGGUACUAUAUCAUAUAUGGCACCUUGAACUUUCUGUUUGUACCUAUCAUUUAUAUAUGGUAUGUUGAAACGGCUGGUCUGUCCUUGGAGGGUAUCGACUCUCUUUUCGAAGGGAGGAAAUCUGAUGCUGAUUCGGCUGCUAAAAAAAUUGACUGUGACCCCGCACAACUCAAGGCACCAGGGGAUGAGGGUCAGAGUGAGUGGGUUGAGAUGGCCACCCAGGACUGA